AUGCCGCCCGUGAGAGACCCGACUUUUCUCGCAUACUCGGCUGCUCAGGCUGCUGCCUAUGCCAAGUCGAGGAUGGCGUACCCGCGCCGUCUCUACGACUACAUCCUCGAGUACCACGGCGCAGGUGCGACGACGAAGCUGGGGACACUGCUCGAUGUCGGCUGCGGUCCUGGCAACUCGACGCGAGAGUUUGCGCCGCGCUUUCACAAGGCCGUCGCCAUCGAUGGCAGCGCCGCCAUGAUCGAGGAGGCCCGGCGGCUGAGCACGCUGCCGAUCCAGUUUGAAUGCAAGACGGGCGAGCAGUGCGCCGAUGUCGUCGACGAUGAGUCGGUCGAUGUCCUGACGUCGGCCAUGGCUGCGCACUGGCUCGACAUGGACGCCUUCUGGCCCGCGGUCGCAAGGGUGCUCAAGCCGGGCGGCACCGUGGCCAUCUGGUUCGUGUACGCGAUGAAGUGCCACCCGAGCACGCCGAACGCGCCCCAGAUCGAGGCCGUGCUGCAGGAUCUGGACAGCAGGGUGCUGCUCGACUACCAGCAGCCGGGCAACAAGCUCGUCAUGAACGGCUACAGAGAUCUGGAGCUGCCCUGGACGAUUGCAAAACCUGUGCAGGCGUUUGACAAGUCUUCCUUCCAGAGAAAGGAGUGGGACAAGGACGAAGACGGAGACUUCUUUGGCGGGCAGAGGACGUCGUCGCUCGAAGAGGUGGCUGCCGCCCUCUCGACGACGAGCGCCGUGACACGGUGGAGGGAGGCCAACGCCGGCUCAGGCGCUGAAGACUGCGUCGAGGCAGCCGUGGCAAAGAUCAGGCGGCUUCUGGGCUCCCAGCAUGACUACAUCACCUGGGGCGGACCGACGACGAUGCUGCUGUUCAAAAAGAAAAAGUAG
This is a messenger RNA of Acaromyces ingoldii, 885 nucleotides long. Its product is annotated as S-adenosyl-L-methionine-dependent methyltransferase. The transcript has a single exon. The coding region runs from base 1 to 885 and encodes 294 amino acids. The record is from RefSeq and is a predicted model, not a curated record. NCBI's taxonomy places the organism in Eukaryota, Fungi, Basidiomycota, Exobasidiomycetes, Exobasidiales, Cryptobasidiaceae. Gene Ontology annotation, molecular function: S-adenosylmethionine-dependent methyltransferase activity.